AUGAGUACAGGCCACCAGAAUGCGAAGUAUGCUAUGGACCAAUUCGCUUACGACAAGAAGGCGGGACGUAUAUACAUCAUCUUUGCCUGGAAUGACUGGGACGUGGAGCCCCCUAAGAAGCUCGCCUUGCACCAGCUAAUGCUGGCCGCUUGA
This is a messenger RNA of Anthostomella pinea, 153 nucleotides long. The record is from the annotation of a GenBank genome assembly. NCBI's taxonomy places the organism in Eukaryota, Fungi, Ascomycota, Sordariomycetes, Xylariales, Xylariaceae.